Molecule: messenger RNA, 1008 nt
Organism: Aureobasidium uvarum
Lineage: Eukaryota; Fungi; Ascomycota; Dothideomycetes; Dothideales; Saccotheciaceae
Source: the annotation of a GenBank genome assembly
AUGUUGUUGCUCGACUACCAAAACGUCCUGAUCGAGUCGCUGCUCAAGGAUCGCUUCUCUGGCGCUACCCCCACCUCGAUCGACCAGGUCGUCUCCGACUUUGACGGUGUCACCUUCCACAUCUCGACCCCCACAUCAAAGUCAAAGAUCCUCAUCUCCAUCAACAUUCGAUGCUACCACGAGCUUGUCCAGUAUGGCGCCGAGCAGGUCCUCCAGCGCGAAUAUGAAGGCUACAUUGUCCAGCCCGAGUCUGGUUACAACUUCUCCAUCGAGAUUGACCUCGAGAACCUCCCCCAAGACGAACAAGCCCGCACCGACCUCAUCUCCCGCAUCAGUUUGCUAAAGCGCAACGCCAUGGCUGCUCCCUUUGAGCAGGCUUUCGACGAGUACCAAGCAUUGCACGACGAGGCCUCCAAGUACACUUCCGAAUCUGCUCCCCAGGGUGUCCUCGAGGGUGGCCAGGUCAGAGCCAUUCACUACCGCGAAGAGGAGGCCAUCUACGUCAAGGCCAGUCACGACCGUGUCACCGUCAUCUUCAGCACAAUCUUCCGUGAAGAGACGGACCGCAUCUUCGGCAAGGUCUUCCUGCAAGAGUUUGUUGAUGCUCGUCGCAGAGCCAUCCAAAACGCUCCUCAAGUGCUGUUCCGUCACGACCCCCCUCUGGAGUUGCAGGGCAUGGCCGGUCUGCCUCCCUCAGGCACCGCUGAUGUCGGCUACGUCACCUUCGUACUGUUCCCUCGCCAUCUCCAGCCUGCAAGAAGAUACGAAGUCAUCUCCCACAUCCAGACGUUCCGCGACUACUUCCACUACCACAUCAAGGCCUCAAAAGCCUACAUUCACUCGAGAAUGCGCAGACGAACUGCCGACUUCCUUCAAGGUGAGACUCCUUCUCACUCAAGUCCCAUCACUUCACUAACAUUCAUACANGUCCUUCGUCGCGCAAGACCAGAGGCCGAGGAAAAGGAGCGCAAGACGGCCAGCGGCAGGACCUUCAGGGUCCAGGCGUAG